Molecule: messenger RNA, 8222 nt
Organism: Vicugna pacos (alpaca)
Lineage: Eukaryota; Metazoa; Chordata; Mammalia; Artiodactyla; Camelidae
Gene: ATP2B4
Product: ATPase plasma membrane Ca2+ transporting 4
Biological process (GO): regulation of cytosolic calcium ion concentration; calcium ion transmembrane transport
Cellular component (GO): plasma membrane; intracellular membrane-bounded organelle
Molecular function (GO): P-type calcium transporter activity; PDZ domain binding; ATP binding
Source: RefSeq, a predicted model, not a curated record
CGGAGUCUGGCCCGAGUUGGCGGGAGCCGCUGCCAUGACGAGCAAUUUCUUAAGCAAGCUCUGCUGUUGAGACCGUCUAAAGCCGGGAGUUGAAGGGGCGGGCUGGGGGGCACGAAGUUCCUGGGGAAUAACCCCUCCGAGGAGAGCAAGGUCGGAGACGGCCGCCGGCUCCCCCGCGCCCGUUUCUUCAGGAGCCUGAGAGGUCCUUCCCUUUGGGAGGGCCGGGGCAGGAGACCCAGCCCGCUCCCGGGCCGUAGCUGAGGAGGCAGGAGAGACCAGCCGGCAUCUCCGGCGUGGUUGCCACACUGGGGAGACCGGUGGGUGGCCAUCCCCACCCUACUCCUGUCCACGGAAACCCGGGGCGAGAGUCCCGCGCGGAGAAGCCUGGAUCUUUGCUGGAAAGAGAGAGAUCCAGUUGUCUUCGGUAUCCAAGGAGCCCUCCUCUUCCUCCUCCUCCUCCUCCUCCUGCCGCCUCUCUACCACGGCAGUUGCUGGUUGUUGCUUAGGUUGCCUCCAUGGUAACGUGCACAUCCUGUUUACCCCUCCAUCUGGGCAAGUUGAUCUAAUAAGGAACCUACCUACCAUGGACAACCGCUGCCAUCACCACCUGGGGACACCACUCAUUGUGACACGUGGUCCGGCUUCCAUUUAGUUCCCCCAUCCUCUUCCUCCUCUCGCUGCCAAGCUUUUCACACACACCAAAAGGAUCUGGGCUGGAGGCUGCUGCUCUGAAGCUUAUUGCACAAGAUAUAGUCGAUCUAUUUCCCAGCCGAGCUCCCAGAGAAGCAAGAAGUAGGAAGAAGUGAGGCGGAGAGUCAAGAGACCCCGACCAGUGGAAGGCAGACCUCACAUUUUCUCUGGUCGAGGGGCUUGGUAACAGCAGGCAAAAUGACGAACCCAUCAGGACACGCCUUGCCGGCCAACUCGAUAGCUGAGAGCCGUGACAGGGAUUUUGGCUGCACAGUAAUGGACCUGAGGAGGCUCAUGGAGCUGCGUUCAACUGACGCAAUAAACCACAUCAACGCCCACUACGGAGGUGUGAUGGAUCUCUGCGCUGAACUGAAAACCAACCCCGUGGAAGGUCUAUCUGGGAACCCUACAGACCUAGAAAAACGUAAGCAAGUGUUCGGGCAGAACUUUAUCCCCCCGAAAAAGCCCAAGACCUUCUUACAACUAGUGUGGGAAGCCCUUCAGGACGUCACACUCAUCAUCCUGGAGAUCGCGGCCAUCAUCUCCCUGGUCCUGUCCUUCUACCGCCCCCCUGGGGAAGAGAACGAGCAGUGUGGUCUAGCCGUAAGUAGCUCAGAAGACGAAGGGGAGGCGGAAGCCGGCUGGAUUGAGGGGGCAGCCAUCCUGUUCUCUGUGAUCAUCGUGGUGCUAGUGACUGCCUUCAAUGACUGGAGCAAAGAGAAGCAGUUCCGCGGGCUGCAGAACCGCAUCGAAAAGGAGCAGAAAUUCUCCAUUAUCCGAAAUGGUCACAUCAUCCAGCUCCCGGUGGCUGAGAUCGUGGUGGGUGACAUUGCCCAAAUCAAAUACGGCGACCUGCUGCCUGCAGACGGGAUCCUGAUCCAGGGGAAUGAUCUCAAGAUUGACGAGAGCUCUCUGACCGGGGAAUCGGAGCAUGUCAAGAAGUCCCUGGAAAGAGACAUCAUGUUGCUCUCAGGGACCCAUGUCAUGGAGGGUUCUGGCCGGAUGGUAGUGACUGCUGUGGGUGUCAACUCCCAGACUGGAAUCAUCUUUACCCUCUUGGGGGCCAGUGAGGGAGAAGAGGAGAAGAAGAAAAAAGGUAAAAAACAAGGAGUCUCUGAAAAUCGCAACAAAGCAAAGACUCAGGAUGGGGUGGCCUUGGAAAUCCAGCCACUCAACAGCCAGGAGGGGCUCGACAGCGAGGAAAAGGAGAAAAAGGCAGCCAAGCUGCCCAGAAAGGAGAAGUCGGUGCUGCAGGGCAAGCUGACGCACUUGGCUGUUCAGAUUGGGAAAGCUGGUCUGAUCAUGUCUGCAAUCACAGUGAUCAUCCUGAUUCUGUACUUUGUGAUCGACAACUUUGUGAUACAUCGCAGACCGUGGCUAGCUGAGUGUACCGCCAUCUACGUCCAGUAUUUCGUCAAGUUCUUCAUCAUUGGCAUCACUGUGCUGGUGGUGGCUGUGCCAGAGGGGCUGCCGCUGGCCGUCACCAUUUCACUGGCUUACUCUGUGAAGAAAAUGAUGAAAGACAAUAACCUGGUGCGGCACUUGGAUGCUUGUGAGACCAUGGGCAACGCCACGGCCAUUUGCUCUGACAAGACAGGCACGCUGACCAUGAACCGCAUGACUGUGGUGCAGGCUUAUAUCGGAGAUACCCGUUACCAUCAGAUCCCAAGCCCCGACGUCCUCGUGCCCAAGGUGCUGGACCUCAUUGUCAAUGGCAUUUCUAUCAACAGUGCCUAUACCUCCAAGAUUCUGCCUCCGGAGAAGGAGGGGGGCCUGCCGCGGCAGGUGGGCAACAAGACGGAGUGCGCGCUGCUGGGCUUUGUCACGGACCUGAAGCAGGACUACCACGCGGUGCGCAGCGAGGUGCCCGAGGAGAAGCUGUACAAGGUGUACACCUUCAACUCGGUGCGCAAGUCCAUGAGCACCGUCAUCCAGAAGCCCGGCGGCGGCUUCCGCAUGUACAGCAAGGGCGCAUCUGAGAUCAUCUUGCGCAAGUGUAACCGCAUCCUGGACAAGAAAGGGGAAGCAGUGCCGUUCAAGAGUAAGGACCGAGAUGAGAUGAUACGCACUGUCAUUGAGCCCAUGGCCUCCGAGGGACUCCGGACGAUCUGCAUAGCUUACCGGGAUUUCAGCGUAGAGCCCCUGUGGGACAACGAGGCCGAAAUCCUCACUGAGCUGACCUGUAUCGCAGUGGUGGGCAUUGAGGACCCCGUGCGCCCGGAGGUACCAGACGCAAUUGCCAAAUGCAAACGGGCAGGCAUCACUGUCAGAAUGGUGACGGGUGACAAUAUCAACACGGCCCGGGCCAUCGCCACCAAAUGUGGCAUUCUGACACCUGGGGACGACUUACUGUGCUUAGAAGGCAAAGAAUUCAAUCGACUCAUCCGCAACGAGAAGGGCGAGGUAGAGCAAGAAGAGCUGGACAAAAUCUGGCCUCGACUCCGAGUCCUGGCGCGAUCUUCCCCCACUGACAAGCAUACCCUGGUGAAAGGCAUCAUUGACAGCACUGUUGGGGAACAGCGACAGGUGGUGGCUGUCACUGGUGAUGGCACGAAUGAUGGGCCAGCUCUGAAGAAAGCCGAUGUUGGCUUUGCCAUGGGCAUCGCAGGCACGGAUGUGGCAAAGGAGGCAUCAGACAUCAUCCUAACAGACGACAACUUCACCAGCAUCGUGAAGGCCGUGAUGUGGGGGCGGAACGUCUACGACAGCAUCUCCAAGUUCCUGCAGUUCCAGCUGACUGUCAACGUGGUGGCUGUGAUUGUGGCCUUCACUGGGGCCUGUAUCACUCAGGACUCCCCUUUGAAAGCCGUGCAGAUGCUGUGGGUUAAUCUCAUCAUGGACACUUUCGCCUCGUUGGCCCUGGCCACCGAGCCCCCUACGGAUUCCCUGCUGAAGCGUCGCCCCUACGGCCGGAACAAGCCACUGAUCUCACGCACUAUGAUGAAGAACAUUUUGGGCCACGCAGUCUAUCAGCUCACUGUCAUCUUCUUCCUCGUCUUCGCUGGUGAGAAGUUUUUUGACAUCGAUAGUGGGAGGUUGGCACCCCUCCAUUCACCUCCCAGCCAGCACUAUACCAUCGUCUUCAACACCUUCGUGCUGAUGCAACUCUUCAAUGAAAUCAACUCCCGCAAGAUCCACGGAGAGAGGAAUGUCUUUUCAGGCAUCUUCCACAACCUCAUCUUCUGCUCUGUUGUCUUGGGCACAUUUGUCAGCCAGAUUCUCAUUGUGGAAUUCGGGGGGAAGCCCUUCAGCUGUACGAAGCUCACCCUGUCCCAGUGGCUCUGGUGUCUCUUCAUCGGCAUCGGAGAGCUGCUGUGGGCCCAGAUCGUCUCCACGAUACCUACCCAAUCCCUGAAGUUCCUGAAGGAAGCUGGGCAUGGCACCACCAAAGAGGAGAUCACCAAGGAUGCUGAGGGGCUGGAUGAGAUUGACCAUGCGGAGAUGGAGCUACGCCGAGGCCAGAUCCUCUGGUUCCGGGGCCUGAACCGCAUCCAGACUCAGAUCGACGUAAUUAACACAUUCCAGAUGGGAGCCUCUUUUCAGGGAGUCCCAAAGCGCCAGACCAUGAGUCAACACCUUGAUGUAAAACAUGUUCAUAGAUCCUAUGUCACAGUUGCACCAGUCAGAUCUUCCCCCAGCACUUCUGGCGCUGCCGCUGUUUCAUCUUCUGCUCUAGGCAAUCAAAGUGGUCAAAGCAUUCCAUAGUUCCCUCCAUGAAAGCAUUCAGAAACCCAUGAACCAGAACUCCAUCCACAACUUCAUGACCCACCCCGAAUUCGCCACAGAUGAGGAGGGGCCACGGACACCACUCAUGGAUGAGCAAGAAGAGGAAGGUCUUGAGAAGUUUUCUAAGCCUGGGACUAGCAUGGCCCCGUCGGAUGGUGAGGUCACUCCGUAUGCCAACAAAAACAACAACGCGGUGGACUGCAGCCAAGUGCAGGUUGCUGCCUCCCACUCGGACAGCCCUCUGCACAGCCUGGAGACAUCAGUUUGAACUGGGUUCUCUGACUCCCGUUCCUGCUCACCCUGUUGCCCUUGGUAUCUCUCCCUUCAGUACGGUGAGAAUGGGACUUCUCACUGUCACGUCAGCUGCUCCCAAGCGUGUCUGAACCCCCACCUGACCGUGAAGAGGGAAGAGCACAGACCUACAAGGAUUUUGACUUAAACUUGAGUUGGGGUUUGUAGCAGGACCCUGUUCAACCCCAAGUAGGUAACGAAUGGUAGAAUCGACCCUUUAGGUCUAUCAGUUGUCACUUUUAAAGAAGUGUUGACAAUCGUCUUGGCAUCUACCCCAGCCCAGAUGCUCCCCAGUAUUCACAUCUAUGUCACCAGUCUCCUGACGUCUGGGUUUUUGACCCUAUGCGUCUGCGCCGUUGACAAGCUCAUUUAAGGGUUCAGAGCCACAAACCUGCUCACAUGAAAUGUGUUCAGGUGGGAAUGGAAGGUGUAGACGCAGCUGAGGGAGUGAUUGUUUUAAAACAAUUUUUCCAUUUUGAAAACUUACACCUAGAGCACUACACCUUUUCUGCCCUUCCAGCCCGACCUCCCCGCAGCCUCUCGGUCUCUUGUGACCAUUGUUUUCCUUGGCUUCCUUCUUUUUUUUUUUUUAAAGUUGUAAUGAUUCAGAAAAUGGAAAGGGUGUGGAUGAAUGGAGUAGACUUAAACCAUCCUCCCUUAUGGCCCCAGUGGAACCCCUGAUUUAGCUCUAGAGGCAAAUAGGUUUCUUUGCUAACAGGGUCCUUGGGAAGCAAUCGAGAGCUGGUAAGAAUGUGUUCCUGCUGUUGCCAGGUUAUCUACUUUUGAAACAUUUUGAUUUUGAAAAUAUGCAUCCAAAGUGGGAAGCUCCAGUGACACUUUGCUGACUUAAAGGAGCAAAGGAGCCACCCUGAGAAGCCCCUCCCCUCCCUCCCUCCCUCCCUCCCUCCCUCAGUGGGGGGAGGUGGAGCCACGUCUUAGGACCUCUAUUUUCCUCCUUGCUGGUGGUGACGUGCGCUCUCCUGUGCAGGGGCAGCUCAUGUCUGCCAGUUCCUGUCUCCUACGAGUAAGUGGAGCCUGCCCUGCCCUUCCUGGAGUGGUGGGAGUAGGGAGGAGGGGCUCGAGGCUCUUACGAACUGCCAUGUUUCCAUCUGGGAGAGUCAGGUGCCCGAAACCUAUCCUCUCCAGCCUUUCCUUCCUCCCCCCUCCCCCUUUUCAUCUGAGCUGUCCUAGGACGGAAGAACUAAAGGAGCAGUCCCCCCGACACAUCCCAUUACUACACAGUCCACCAGAUUUGAUUUGGGUUUGUAAAGGUUCCAUGCUUCAGCGAUCUUCUCUCUGUCUUAAAUGCUCAUGGGGGAAAAAACAGCUCAACCCACGCUGUUAGGUGUUCACAUAUAUAUUUAUUAAUUACAUUGGAAGAUUUAGUUCUGUCGAGUCUUAUAUUACCUCAGAUCAGUGUUUAGAAUAAACUCUGGAGGCUGUUUAUUCAUUCCUGCUCCCAAAAGACUCUCACGGUGCCUGUUUAAAGUCAAUGGUUGUGUGUGUGUAUUCUAGUUUCCAUAGUAAGAGAGAAAACAGAAAUAUGCAAAAAAUAUAGUUUUCUUUAGAUCAGAAACUGAUAGUUUUUGAGUUAGCCAUGUGUAUUUUGUUUAAAGGAAUUAAAAUAAAGUGCUGUCGUGUAAGCCUGGGGAGGGGAGCACAUAACCAGCAGUUAGACAUGACAGGUUUUGUCAUUUUGUCAUUGGUUUUAGAACCAAUGCACCAUAUUCCUUUUCUCCAAACAGCCAUCUUUAUACUGAAGGGGAAAAAAAAUUUGUUGGGUUCUAGAAUUUUUUUAAUAUAAAUUUUGUUGACAUGGAAUUAAGUUGAAGUGUUUAUGUGCAUAUUUUUUAUGUAAGUUUUUUUUUCUAUUUAGUUUCAGUGAUCCAGCUGACAGUAAAUAAAUAUGGAAGAAGUUAAUAAAGCUUCCCCCCAAAAUGGUGCUUUGGAUCUGAAAAGAGUCUGAUGGGGAAAAGGGAAAAAUAUUAUCCUAGAUUAGAUUCUUCUUUGAAAAACCUAGAAAAAUGGGCAGUAGAUCACUGCUGGGAAGGAAUGCAGCCAGGAAGAAGGCACAGCCGGCAGGAAGCGAGUGUGCACCCCCAUGGAGAUGGGUACCAGGCACUAGUGAUCAGGACCAGGGACCUCGGUUAGACUUGCAGUUUGUGAACAGCUGUCAGAGUGGUACCCAAGACACUGGCUGCCAGGAUGCUCUGAUUGGGGGUUUGCAUUUUUUAUGGUUCUUUUACCUCCUGUUGCCCCUGGGUUUUUCCAUUAGUGAUUUAUUUCUUUUGGCAAGGAUCUGAUUUGAGAUUUCUUCCCCUCCCCUAGAAAAGUUUCAUACAAUCUAUUAGAUGAGAGAUAGAACCCUAAGUGGAAAAAUAAAGGCUGGUUCCAGCCCUAGAUGACAGUGUGGGGGCUAGGUCCUUCCCAGAGGUGUCCUCUGCCCUCUGAAAUGAUUCCCUCAUCUCUAAGGCGGUAGAGACACCACUGAGAAGUCCCUCUGGCACUUGUAAGUUCUUCUCCCAGCUGAGCUUCAGAAGGGAGAGCUUGCCCAGUGAAAUCUGAGUGAUUACCUCACUGCCGAAAACCCAGAGGGCCGUGGCAAGCUCACGUGUGCCGGACACCUCUAAAUACAUCACUUCCUUUCUUGCUUGCUUUCCUUGCCUCGUGAUCGAAGCAGCCUAUGAUGCCAACACAGGGUGCACCCUCCCUCACUCCUCACUCCUCACUCCUCGGAACUGGGGACCACCUCACUGCAGUGGGGGAGGGGGGCGGGAAGGCGAGGGGCACUUCUAAAUGCCUGCUCUUCUUAAGCCAUUCCAGCCUCUUCCUCAGAAUAGACCAGACACCCUUGCGCUGAGCUCAGUGCCGGCCUUUACCUUCCCGGCCCUGCUGUCAGGUCUGCGGUCCGCUUUCCUCCGAGACGGAGGGCGGUGGGCGCCCCCUGAUGGAACUGGCCUUUGGUUCAUGUUUUCUCCCCAUAUGUGAAUAUGCCAUAUAUGUGUGCCAACAAAUCUCUCUCUGUUCUUUUCAAAUCAGCACGCAGAUAGGAAUUUUGAGUUUCUUUCUUUCUUUCUUUCUUUUUUUAAGUAACUAGUAUAACAAGCACUGGUAUCUUUGUAUAAAAGGGAGAAACAAGACAAAAGAUUGGCCAUUGUGGUCUGCAUGACUUAACAAACAAAUGAUGAUAUGAAAGCAAUGCGUACCCCAGUGUGUGUUGCCAUAAUUUGCAGUUCAGGCAAACAGAGCGCCCCUCCUGCAUUUGCAUUUUGAUAUUAUUUAAGCUCUCUGUAUAAUGUUUUGCAUGUAGUUAUAUGAUUCUUAGGGAAAAAAUACGCUAAAAAUUGGCAAAUCUGAAAUUCAAAUAUGCUGUUCCACUGAGACGGGAAAAAUAGAAGGGGAGUUUUAAAAAAAAAGGGAAAAAAGGAUACUUUUUUGGAACCAAUAAAGCUGUUGCUGAUGAGCAAAAACAACACUGUUGUGCACUGAGAAUAAAAAUCCGUGCCCACUUGUAA